Messenger RNA from Coffea eugenioides, 1610 nucleotides. Its product is annotated as calmodulin-binding receptor-like cytoplasmic kinase 2. Bases 180 to 1610 code for a protein of 476 amino acids. Gene Ontology annotation, molecular function: protein kinase activity; ATP binding. Gene Ontology annotation, biological process: protein phosphorylation. The record is from RefSeq and is a predicted model, not a curated record. The transcript has 6 exons. NCBI's taxonomy places the organism in Eukaryota, Viridiplantae, Streptophyta, Magnoliopsida, Gentianales, Rubiaceae.
GACAGUGUCUCUGUUUUACUCUUUCCAUCUUCGAGUACCAAUUAACACAAUGUUUGAAUCAGUCCUGAAUCUACGGCUAGAGGGCAUUUAGCAAGACGGUGUCAUCGCUAGUGGUUAAAGUUUUAGAGAAUGAUGAGUCAAAGAUUGUCCUGCCAGAAGGGUCUCCGUCUCUGCAUAGGAUGAAAACUCCGAGUCCUCUGAUCAUCCGUCGGUGCCAAAUCAGAAAAGAGAGUCCCAGUCCCCGUUCCCACACCAGUGCAAUUAGCAAUCAGACUUCUGCAACGAAUCAGAAGUCUCGAUCUACAUCCAGCUUCAUCAGAGCUGCCAGCAAGAGAGUGGCUGGAGUUCUUGCUGCGCUUCUCUUUUGGAAGAGGGAGGUCAACUCCACCGCUGAUCAAACUAAAGCCAACAAAGUAAAACGUGCUGUUACAGGAUUGUCCGAUUCAAUAGAUGAUUCUACUGGAAGCACUAGUAAAUCUUCAUCAAGAACAAAAUACUCCUACUCUCGCGAGUCUUCCAAUGACAAUAUUAUACAGAUUGGUUCACUUCAAACUUCGUUUAAUGAGAUAUCGAAGGCAACUGGCAAUUUUUCUUCAGCAAAUAUAAUUGGUGAGGGAGCUUUCGGAACAGUUUACAAGGCGAAGCUUUGGGAUGGAUUUAUGGUCGCCAUAAAGCGCGCUAAAAUGGAAUCUUUUGAUCAACGUUUGUCAGCAGAGUUCAAGAAUGAAAUUUUGACAUUAUCAAAGAUCGAGCACCUAAAUUUGGUAAGAUUUCUGGGGUACCUGGAGCAUGGAAACGAGCGCAUAAUCAUCGUUGAAUAUGUCAGCAAUGGAACCCUUAGAGAGCACUUGGACGGGACGCGGGGAGAUGGACUUGAAACUGCAGAACGUUUAGACAUUGCAACUGAUGUCGCUCAUGCAAUUACCUAUCUCCACACAUACACUGAGCCUCCAAUUAUCCAUAGAGAUAUUAAAGCAUCAAACAUACUGCUCACGGAAAAAUACCGUGCGAAAGUAGCUGACUUUGGAUUUGCACGGCUAGCCGCUGAGGAUCCUACAGCAACUCACAUUUCCACUCAAGUUAAAGGAACAGCUGGCUACUUGGAUCCUGAAUACCUCAAGACAUACCAACUCACUGAAAAAAGUGAUGUAUAUUCGUUUGGCGUAUUGCUCGUGGAAAUGAUGACAGGAAGGCAUCCCAUUGAUUCGAACAAAAGCACAGAUGAGAGGGUAACCGUAAGAUGGGCUCUGAGGAAAUUAAAGGACGGAGAAGUUGCGGUGGUAAUGGAUCCAAGAUUACGAAGAAAUCCAGCAUCAAACCAGGCUGUUGAAAAGGUACUCAAACUUGCUCGGCAAUGCCUUGACCCUUCAAGACGGGCAAGACCAUCCAUGAAGAGAUGUGCUGAGGUAUUGUGGCAAAUCAGAAAGGAAUUCAAGGACAUAAGCAUUGCUCACACUGCUGCUGCUACUCACCAUUCAGCAAAUGUCGUCGAGGGGGGUAUAAGAAGGGAUUGGCAGGACCUAUACGGGAUUCCAGAUACUGAUUACUACAGAUUUUAUUCAUCCAAGGAAAAAAAAUCAAGAACUACUCAUGACUGCUUAGAGAUUUGA